Molecule: messenger RNA, 1275 nt
Organism: Pediculus humanus corporis (human body louse)
Lineage: Eukaryota; Metazoa; Arthropoda; Insecta; Psocodea; Pediculidae
Exons: 7
Coding region: 1-1275 (424 amino acids)
Source: RefSeq, a predicted model, not a curated record
AUGGAUUCGGGUUCGACUAUUGAAAGAGAAAAAUCAAGUAGGAUAAGAUUUAAAUCCACGGAUGAAUCGAGCAUAACUUUGGGUAUUACAAGUUCUAGAAAACUCGGGUCAUAUCAUUCCUCCGAAACUUUUCCAAAUGAAACCAUUGAUGAUAUUUUAAAUUCGAAAAAUUGUUUUCAUAGAACUUGUUGUUUUGCUUAUAACAUGAGGGGAAAUUAUAAAAAUCCAGCAUUGUUAGUCGAAUGUCUACCGCAAGAAAUAUAUCAAAAAUUGGCAAAGAUUUGGGAUUUGGAUCCAGAUUUACGUCCGCAAUUUCCCGGAUAUCCAUGCCAGUUCACGCCUGAACAAAUCGCAGCAGAAGAUGAAUUGUUAAAUGAAUAUUUAAAAAAUGUCGAAAGGGAUCUUGGAUUUUGCACGGAAUUUUCCGAAGAUAUACACGUUAGCGUCGGAUCUAAAAGCGUGGUCGAAGAAGGACCACAAAGAGUAUCGGUUUAUGCGGAUAUGAAAAAAACAAAUCCAUACACGAAAUUAUUUAAAAGUUUAAAAAUGAUGCAUCCGACAAAGAGAAAAAAUCAAACAUUGGGUAAAAAAGCUGGGAAAAUAACAAAAAUGAUAAUUGGUAAUUUUUUAAAAUGGUACGAAUCGUUAGGAGAAGACGGGAGUGAUACGUUCAUUGACGAAUCGACAAUGAAUCAAUUAUUCAAAGUCGGUUUUGGUAUGCCAGCUGCCAAAUCAAUGGCGGUUAGAAUAAAAGAAAUACCUACCGUACCUGAUUACGUUGCAAUUGCAGAAGAAAAACCGAAGUUUGCAACUUCUUACGCGCUUAGAAAAUUAAUUAAAGAAGAUAUCAAAAAGGAAAACAUACCCAUGAAAAUGUUUGCUUUUGGUAGCAUGUUACCCAAAGAGAAAAAUCUCAGAUACAAACCCCCAAGAAAUUACGUUUAUAAAACGUGGAUGGAAUGUUCUAGAGUUCCGAAAGAUUUACAAACGAUGAAAACGAUUUGGUCCGGAUUGGAAAAAUUAAGGUAUGAUUUUUUCUAUUCCUCUUACUUUUCAUAUUUUCGAACGGAAAAACAAAAUCGGUUUUCUAUUUCAGAUCCACGAUUGCAUUUUCCAACUGGGAAUGCAAUGUAUAAAGGUUUCGAAUUAGAAGUUACUAUGGAUGUUGGUCCAUCGGAAACAAAAAUAGGAAGAGAAAAAUCUUUGACAAAAGAAUCAUCAACAAACAGUUAUGCGGAUUCAUUUCAAAUAACAACAUCAGAAGUAUCCGUGUGA